Ziziphus jujuba (common jujube) is the source of this 2853-nucleotide messenger RNA. RefSeq names its product beta-galactosidase 10-like. Gene Ontology annotation, molecular function: beta-galactosidase activity; carbohydrate binding. The transcript has 19 exons. The record is from RefSeq and is a predicted model, not a curated record. Bases 18 to 2588 code for a protein of 856 amino acids. Gene Ontology annotation, biological process: carbohydrate metabolic process. NCBI's taxonomy places the organism in Eukaryota, Viridiplantae, Streptophyta, Magnoliopsida, Rosales, Rhamnaceae. Gene Ontology annotation, cellular component: vacuole; cell wall.
UGUUGAAGCAAAGCAAAAUGAAGAUCUCCAGUGGUACGACGCCGUUUGGAGGUCGUGUGCUGGUGGUGGUGGUGGCCGUUAGUGUGUUGGUUUGGUCGUCGUUUUGUUCGGCAGCGUUUAAUGUGUCAUACGAUAAACGCUCUCUCAUCAUCAAUGGCGAGAGGAAGCUCCUCAUAUCUGCUUCCAUUCACUACCCCCGCAGUGUCCCCGAGAUGUGGCCAGGGCUCAUCAAAACUGCAAAGGAAGCAGGGAUUAAUACGAUAGAAUCAUAUGUGUUUUGGAAUGGUCAUGAACCUUAUCCUGGCUACUAUUAUUUCGGAGAAAGAUAUGAUCUGGUCAAGUUCGUGAAGUAUGUCCAGGAUGCUGGAAUGUAUAUGAUUCUUCGAAUUGGGCCAUUCGUUGCAGCAGAGUGGAAUUUUGGAGGAGUUCCUGUUUGGCUGCAUUAUGUACCUGGCACUGUAUUUCGAACUAAUGAUACACCCUAUGAGUUUCACAUGAAAAGGUUCACAACAUUAAUUGUGAACAUGAUGAAGAAGGAGAAGCUUUUUGCAUCACAAGGAGGCCCCAUUGUCUUGUCCCAGGUGGAGAAUGAAUAUGGAGGUUAUGAACCUGCAUAUGGACAAGGUGGGAAAAGAUAUGCUCAGUGGGCUGCUAGCAUGGCUGUUAAUACAAGUACUGGAGUGCCUUGGAUUAUGUGCAACCAAUAUGAUACUCCUAUUGAUAUUAUUACUACUUGCAACUCCUUCUACUGUGAUAAUUUUAAUAAUUUAUUUCCAGUGGCUCAACCCAAAAUUUGGACUGAAAAUUGGCCUGGAUGGUUCAAAGGUUUUGGGGGGCCAGAACCCCACAGGCCGCCUGAAGAUAUUGCCUUCUCUGUUGCUCGUUUUUUCCAAAAAAAUGGUAGCGUACAGAAUUACUACAUGUUUCAUGGUGGAACGAACUUUGACCGCACUUCUGGUGGACCAUUCAUGGCUACAAGUUAUGACUAUCAAGCUCCAAUUGAUGAAUAUGGGAUACCCAGGCUUCCAAAAUGGGGACACCUUAAGGAUCUUCAUGAAACUAUAAGAUUAUGUGAACCUAUCUUACUCUAUGGUGAGCCAGUUAAUAUACAACUUGGUCCUAAUGCAGAGGCUGAUGUGUUCACUGAUGAUUCUGGAGGAUGUUGUGCAUUUCUCUCCAACGUGGACAACAAAACUGACACGACAGUCACAUUUCGACAAUUAUCUUAUCACCUUCCAGCAUGGUCAGUUAGUAUCCUGCCUGAUUGCAGGACUGUAAUUUUUAAUACGGCAAAGAUUACAGCUCAAUCUUCUGUAGUUGAAAUGUUACCUCAGAAUUUACAGCCAUCAGACAAAAACUCUAAAGCUCUUCAAUGGGAGGUAUUUGUUGAGAAAGCAGGGAUGUGGGGAGUGCCGGAUUUAAUUAAAUUUGGCUUUAAGGAUCAGUUAAAUACUACGAAAGAUACCUCUGAUUACUUAUGGUAUACAACAAGUAUAUUUGUCAAUGAAGAUGAAAGGUUCUUAAGGAACAGAAUUCAGCCUGUUCUUUUUGUUGAAUCAAAGGGUCAUGCUGGACAUAUUUUUGUGAAUGGUGAACUUCAAGGUAGUCCGGUUGGAUCUGGCUUUCCUGCAGCAUACAACUUUAGCAAACCUAUUGAUCUCAAGGCUGGAAGGAAUGACAUUGCUCUACUAAGCAUGACAGUUGGUUUGCAGUCGGCAGGAAAUUAUUAUGAAUGGGUCGGUGCAGGAAUAACAGGUGUGAGCAUUCAGGGUUUCAACAAUGGGACAGUAAACUUGAGUGAUUAUACUUGGACCUAUAAGAUUGGAUUGGAAGGAGAGAACCUAGGUAUAUACAGGCUAGAUGGUUUGUAUAAUGUAAAUUGGUUUUUGCCCCCAGAAGUGCCAAAGAAUCAGCCUUUGACAUGGUACAAGGCUAUCAUGGACGCUCCACCAGGGGAUGAUCCUGUUGGAAUGGAUAUGCUUCAUAUGGGAAAGGGUAGAGCUUGGUUGAAUGGUCAAGGAAUUGGAAGAUACUGGCCUAUUGCGAGCUCUCUAUACGGAUGUGUAAAAGAAUGCGAUUAUAGAGGCACAUUCUUCCCCAACAAAUGUCCGAUGAAUUGUGGAGAACCAACGCAAAGAUGGUACCAUAUACCACGGUCCUGGUUCAAGCCAACAGGAAAUGUUUUGGUGAUCUUUGAAGAGAAGGGUGGAGAUCCAUCAAAAAUUAAUUUUGGAGUAAGGAAAACCACAGCUUUAUGUGCAACAGUUUCAGAGGACUAUCCCUCUAACAUACAAAAUUAUUUGAGAAAAGAUGCAAGUGUUAGUCACAAAAAUUCUACAACUGUCCGUUUGAAGUGCCCUGAGAAUGCCCUUAUCUCAGGCAUAAAAUUUGCAAGCUUUGGAAAUCCUACAGGAACUUGUGGAGCCUACUACAAGGGUGACUGCCAUGAUCCUAGUUCCAUUUCUGUUGUUGAAAAGGUCUGCCUAAACAAAAAUGACUGUGCUGUAGAAUUGACAGAAAAGCAUUUUACAAUGAGUUUGUGCCCGAAUAUUACCAAGAAACUCUCGGUCGAAGCAGUGUGCAACUGAAACUACCGAUUAGAUUAGACGUGUUUAGAUAGGUUUUUUAUUUUCUUUUUUCUUUAUUUAUUUUUUUUUAAUUUUUUUUUUUUAAAGUAGAAUAACAGGUCCCCAUUUUCCUGAUAAUUGUAAAUGUUGCAGGAAGGAUUUUCUGUUUUUUUUUUUAUUUGAGUGAUGUUAUAAUAAAAUUCAUUUCUAUGAUGAAAAAGCUGCAAAUCAAGUACCUCUGCAUUCAUUUUUAAGAUUCAGCAUGGACAUUUUAGUAAAACAUCAA